ACUGACAAAGACGAGCGUUAGGAAGAUGGAUAGUUUAGUGAUGAGAUAUUCGAUUCUAAUAAAUUGAGUAUUCUAAUCAAAUGAUAAUAAUUAUCAUAAUAUAUACAAUAAAUAACAAACUAUAAAUAUUGACUCUCUUAAAAAUUUUAGUAGUGUACAUCCACAAUUGAAAGUAAAAUCAUGAAAUUACUAUUACUAAUACUAAUUGGGCUAGCGGUGGUUGCCUCAGAGGUCUCCGAUGAAAUAAUCGAAAAGUGGGAAAAUAAGAUAUCUGGAUUCAAGGAUAAAUGCCUAACCGCACACGGAGCAGAUAAGGAGAUUAUUCACAACAUUAAUAAACAUUUAAAAUUUGAGGACCAUGAUGAAGGUACAAAAUGCUUCUAUAAGUGCAUAUAUAAGGAGUGCGGCCUCUUCGAUUCAAAUGGACAGUUCAAUGCGGGAAAGUUCGUACAAACGUAUCCGUGGGUUACACACAAAUCUGCCUCCAAAUGUGCGGCGAAGACAGAAUCUGAGCAUGACGACAAUUGCGAGAAAUCUUUUCAAAUGGCGAAAUGUAUUUUAACUGAUCUUGCCGCCUGAAUAUUCAACAUUUAAAUUGUAAAAGAACGGAAUUGUAUGGUAUUACUAAAAGUUGAAUACCGGAUAUAAAACAAAAUACAUAAGAUAUAGAAUG
This is a messenger RNA of Photinus pyralis (common eastern firefly), 673 nucleotides long. RefSeq names its product general odorant-binding protein 57c-like. The record is from RefSeq and is a predicted model, not a curated record. Gene Ontology annotation, biological process: sensory perception of smell. The transcript has 2 exons. The coding region runs from base 181 to 579 and encodes 132 amino acids. NCBI's taxonomy places the organism in Eukaryota, Metazoa, Arthropoda, Insecta, Coleoptera, Lampyridae. Gene Ontology annotation, molecular function: odorant binding.